AUGGCUGGCAGCCCGCCUCGGAUCCACGGGUGCCGCGAAGAGCACCAGACCGUACUGAUUGUCAUGAGACACCCCUCGCGGUUGGGGCCCAUAUCUUCAUCGAGACAACCAGGCAUCAUCAUCAUCAUCAUGAAUGCCGUAAAUUAUGGCGCUGAGAGACUCGUUGCAAGUACAGUGGCAGCGACAGAUCUCCGGGCGGGAGCCUCUCCGGUGAUUGCCACGAUACCUGCAGAGGGCGUUACAAUCGUUCAUGGAAUUGCGCAUGGAGAUCGGGGAUAUGAACGGCUGAGGGACAAGCUGAGUAGGAUAGGAGUAGUUUCCAACACUUGA
Aspergillus fumigatus Af293 is the source of this 330-nucleotide messenger RNA. RefSeq names its product UDP-N-acetylglucosamine 1-carboxyvinyltransferase family protein (gene udpA). NCBI's taxonomy places the organism in Eukaryota, Fungi, Ascomycota, Eurotiomycetes, Eurotiales, Aspergillaceae. The transcript is spliced from 2 exons. The record is from RefSeq and is a predicted model, not a curated record. Gene Ontology annotation, molecular function: transferase activity, transferring alkyl or aryl (other than methyl) groups. The coding region runs from base 1 to 330 and encodes 109 amino acids.